AUGGGAAAAGAAAGCUUGAGAAAAAGAAAAGGAGAGAACAACGGAAAAGAGGAUGGAGAAUCCAUUCAGAGUCAUGAACCCCAAACGACAAACCUACAAAAGCAGGUGGGCCUCAUCAGUGGAAUCUGUAUGAUUGUUGGUACAAUUAUUGGCUCAGGUAUCUUUGUUUCUCCAAAAUCAGUACUUGCCAAUGUUGGAGCUGUGGGUCCUUGCUUAACCAUCUGGGCAGCCUGUGGAAUUCUUGCAACAUUAGGUGCACUUUGUUUUGCUGAGCUUGGUACAAUGAUCACAAAAUCUGGGGGAGAAUAUCCUUACCUUAUGGAGGCAUUUGGCCCAAUUCCAGCAUUUUUGUUUUCUUGGACAAGCUUACUCGUCACAAAACCCAGUUCAUUCGCAAUCAUUUGUCUCAGCUUUGCGGAAUAUGCAUCAGCUCCUUUUUAUCCAGGCUGUGAUCCACCCCAAGUUGUCAUCAAGUGUCUUGCAGCAGCUGCCAUUGUGAUAAUUACAAUAGUGAAUUCACUGAGUGUGAAGCUGGGAAGCUAUCUCCAGAAUUUUCUCACAGCUGCUAAAAUGAUCAUUGUCACAAUCAUUAUUGUAAGUGGAAUUGUUCUCCUUGCACAAGGAAAAACUGAAAACUUUGAAGAUUCUUUCAAGGACAGCAAAAUUUCUGUUAGUUCUAUAAGUUUGGCAUUUUAUAAUGGACUCUGGGCAUAUGAUGGAUGGAAUCAACUCAAUUACAUCACAGAAGAACUUAAAAAUCCUUACAGAAAUCUACCGCUAUCUAUAAUUAUUGGAAUCCCCUUGGUUACAGUUUGUUACGUUCUGAUAAACAUUUCGUAUUUCACCGUAAUGACUUCAACAGAACUCCUGCAGUCCCAGGCAGUUGCUGUGACAUUCGGAGAUAGAGUCCUUUAUCCAGCCUCUUGGAUAGUUCCUCUCUUUGUGGCCUUUUCUACAAUUGGAUCUGCCAAUGGGACCUGUUUUACUGCAGGCAGACUUGUUUAUGUUGCAGGUCGUGAAGGGCACAUGCUAAAGGUGCUAUCUUACAUUAGUGUUAAGCGUUUAACACCAGCACCUGCUAUCAUAUUUUAUGGGGCCAUUGCUAUUAUUUAUAUUAUCCCUGGUGACAUCAACACACUCAUAAAUUAUUUUAGUUUUGCAGUCUGGAUAUUUUAUGGUUUAACUGUACUUGCACUCAUCGUUAUGAGGUUUACGAGAAAGGAACUCAGGAGACCAAUCAGGAUACCCAUCAUCAUUCCAGUCAUAGUGACGUUAGUCUCUAUUUUACUGGUAUUGGCACCAAUCAUCAGUGCACCUGAAUUGGCCUAUUUGUACUGUGUUUUAUUUAUACUUAGUGGACUUAUAGUUUAUGUACUUUUUGUUCAUUUUAAAUUCGACUGGCCCCAAAAAAUAUCAAAGCCCAUCACUAUGCACCUUCAGAUGCUUUUGGAAGUUGUUCCAGCAGAAGACGUUACUGAAUAA
This is a messenger RNA of Haliaeetus leucocephalus (bald eagle), 1482 nucleotides long. It is a transcript of the gene SLC7A9, whose product is annotated as solute carrier family 7 (amino acid transporter light chain, bo,+ system), member 9. The transcript is spliced from 12 exons. NCBI's taxonomy places the organism in Eukaryota, Metazoa, Chordata, Aves, Accipitriformes, Accipitridae. Gene Ontology annotation, cellular component: membrane. The record is from RefSeq and is a predicted model, not a curated record. Gene Ontology annotation, molecular function: L-amino acid transmembrane transporter activity. The coding region runs from base 1 to 1482 and encodes 493 amino acids. Gene Ontology annotation, biological process: amino acid transmembrane transport.